UCGAACACUUCGACUCCGUAUGUCAUGGCGAUGUCCUCCAAAAACUUUCAGUGAAGGCUUUUCCUUGUGAAAAAAUCGUGUUUUAGGACAUUUUAGAGCCGAAUUUUUGUGUUUUUCCAUCAAAAAGACACCCUUUGAGUUUUCCGUGACGAAGUGAAAUAAAAAAUAUCAAGCCCCGGAUCCUUUGGGAAGAUUUAUUUCUUGAGGGAUCACUCAUCCGGAAAUCAUGUUUCGCGGCAAAAAGAAACACCCACAUCCAUCGAGAUCCCAUGAAACUGAUGCCAGCUACAAGGUAUUUGAUGCUUUUUUUGCGCAUAAUCCACCAGUCAAGCGGUCAAAAGAGUCUCAGGGAUCACUAAAGAGGCAAGUGAUUAAAGUUUCGAUGCAAAACAAGCGUUUCCAUGAUGAUAAUCCAGAGAGAUUUGACUCCAGAUCACCAACUGGUCCGGAUUUGCGAGAAUAUUUGGAUACGCGGAAGCCCAAGCGCUGGAAAUCCCGGAAGAGAGCACAGGACUGGCAGAGAAAGGGCGGACAGGGAUCGGGGUAUAAGAAUGCGUCGGAGGAUGAGGAGAGUCAUUUGCAGCAGAAACUGGUUGCACUCACGCAGAAGCACAUUGAGUACGAGGUCAAGCCGGAAUCCCAUCCAAAGUACCAGGAGGAGUGGCGUGCUUUCUGGAAUCGCAGAUGUGAGGAGUUGCGUCGAUUUGGAGUGAAUACCGAAGAGUAUGAUUUUAAGCCUGAAUGGCUGGAAUUCUGGAAGCGUCGAUUGAAGGAAUUCUACGAGGAGGAAUCAGCACCGGUCAUCCAGGCGAUACGGGAGGUCAAGGAGCAUGAAGAGGAGGAUGAUAAGAAUGUACGGGAUGACAGUAGUUGGACACACAGCAGUGAGAAUGAGGAACCAGAUACACGUCCUCCAAUCCGAAAAUCACCAACUCCUGUCAAUAUCCCACGAGCUGUUCGAUCAACUUCACCAGUUCUGCCCAAAAGCAUUGGUAUUCCGGUUGAGAUCAAUGACGAUAACUUCACAAUCUCAUCAGCUCUUCAGACAAUUACCAAUCUUGAGGAUGGUCUAAGUCGAAUUGGUCCCAAAGUUAUUGAUUUGGUUGGCAAGAGCCUGGCCCUAAUUGAUGGAAUGGACUUUGACAGCUUCGAUCGGGCCAAGGAUAUGCCCAGUGUCAAGGAUAAACUCAAUGGGCAGAUUCUGCACAAUAAGAUUCAGUCAGUCUUCAAGACAUUCGACAACAUUACCUCGAUUCUGCGACGAAUGACCGAGUCUCCCAGUCAGAGCAACAAAUCCACGCAGGACAGGAGCUUCUCCGAUGAUCCAUUGGGUACUCUCAACAGCGACGUCAAGCAGUGGAUGUCCAUUUUCUCGGAUGUCAUUGAGAAUCUGGAGGAUAAGCGUUCGGGGGAUGAGAGGAACUUCCAUUCGCCACAGAGCUCCAAUGCUGAACAUCUGACUGAUGCCGAAGUCGAGGCUCUGCUCCAGAACUUUGAUACGUUGUCGGAGAAGGAGAAGAAUCACCUCAUUCUGUUCCUCAAGAACCUCGAGAAGACAGACGAGGACAGAGUCAAGCGUCUCAGGUACUUCUUCAAUGGCCAAGUAAAUCGUGCACUCGGGACCGUUCCUGAUUCUACAAACGACCACCGUUGGAGGGAACGAUCGGGUGAUGGAUCACGCGACAGAUCACGCGAUAGAUCUCGCGAUAGAUCUCGCGAUAGAUCUCGCGAUAAUAGAUCUUUCAAUAGAUCUUUAGACAGAUCCCGGGAAAUAUCCCAUGAUAGAUCCCGGGAAAGAUCGCACGAUAAUAGAUCCCGUAAUAGAUCUCGGGAAAUGUCACGUGAUAGAUCUCGGGAUAGGUCUGUAGAAAGAUCUCUCGAUAGAUCACUGGAUAGAUCCCGAGACAGAUCCCAUGACAGAUCUCGAGAUAGAUCUUGGUCGAGGCCACGAAAGCGACCACGAACACCAUCACCCAUUCCUGACAUCUUUGACAAUUUGCACAUUUUGUACCAGGAGCAGUUCAAGGAUCCAUUCUAUUCGGAUGUUAUUGAGUCCCUGAAGCAACCACAUUGGCGAGCUCCGCGUGAAGUGGAACAGUUCAUAAAGCAAUGGAAGGGACUCAAGAUCCAUCCGGAAUCGGGAGUGCUGCAGGUGAAUUUAAGUGGUCAGGAUGUGUAUGUAAUUCCGGACACGAUAAAAAUGGAGGUCAUUGAGGAUUUUCAUCGGAGACUUGUGCGAUCUGGCAAGAUACAGUGUCGCACGAGGAAUGAUACAAUUGGAUAUGUGAAGAAGUACUGCUUUAUACCCAACCUUUCGAAGAUGGUUCAUGCUGUUAUCGACAAGUGCAAGUAUUGCGCACCUACUUGGAGGAAGUGAGUAGCAUUUCAUUGUCGUCAUUUUAAACAUGUGUUUUGGAGGAAGGAAGAGAAUGAAUUAUUGUAAAAAUCACAUAAUUCAAUACACAAAACUAUGGAAGAUAAAAAUAUGCAAAUGUCUGGAGAA
Messenger RNA from Phlebotomus papatasi, 2503 nucleotides. RefSeq lists its product as uncharacterized. The transcript has 4 exons. The record is from RefSeq and is a predicted model, not a curated record. Lineage: Eukaryota; Metazoa; Arthropoda; Insecta; Diptera; Psychodidae. The coding region runs from base 227 to 2377 and encodes 716 amino acids.